Messenger RNA from Gymnogyps californianus (California condor), 2828 nucleotides. It is a transcript of the gene SRP68, whose product is annotated as signal recognition particle 68. Gene Ontology annotation, biological process: SRP-dependent cotranslational protein targeting to membrane. Gene Ontology annotation, molecular function: endoplasmic reticulum signal sequence receptor activity; signal recognition particle binding; 7S RNA binding. NCBI's taxonomy places the organism in Eukaryota, Metazoa, Chordata, Aves, Accipitriformes, Cathartidae. The transcript is spliced from 16 exons. Gene Ontology annotation, cellular component: signal recognition particle, endoplasmic reticulum targeting. The record is from RefSeq and is a predicted model, not a curated record. The coding region runs from base 1 to 1854 and encodes 617 amino acids.
AUGGCGGCGGAGCGGCAGGGCGCCGGUGGCAGCCGCGGCGGAGCGGGAGGUGGCGGCGGCGGAGGCGGCGGUGGCGGCGCGGAGGAGAACAAGGAGAAUGAGAGGCCGGCGGGGCCGCAGGCCGGUAGCCUCGGCGACAGCCUGGGCCUGGAGAUCCUUCAGAUUGUGAAGGAGUCACAGCAGCAGCACGGUUUACGACACGGAGACUUCCAGAGGUACAGGGGUUAUUGCUCCCGUAGGCUAAGGCGGCUCCGAAAAACUCUCAACUUCAAGAUGGGGAACAGGCACAAGUUCACUGGGAAGAAAGUAACUGAAGAGAUUCUCUCAGACAACAGGUAUUUGUUAUUGAUUCUGAUGGAUGCAGAGAGAGCCUGGAGUUAUGCCAUGCAGCUGAAACAGGAAGCAAACACAGAGCCUCGCAAACGAUUUCACUUGCUUUCUCGCCUGCGCAAAGCUGUGAAACAUGCUGAGGAGCUGGAGCGACUGUGUGAAAGUAACCGAGUGGAUGCCAAAACAAAGCUGGAAGCUCAGGCGUACAUGGCUUACCUCACAGGAAUGCUUCGUUUUGAACACCAGGAGUGGAAGGCAGCAAUGGAGGCUUUCAACAAAUGCAAGACCAUAUAUGAAAAACUGGCCAAUGCUUUCACAGAAGAACAAGCUGUACUGUAUAACCAGCGUGUGGAAGAGAUCUCACCCAACAUUCGCUACUGUGCCUAUAAUAUUGGCGACCAGUCUGCUAUGAAUGAAUUGAUGCAGAUGAGACUGAGGUCUGGUGGCACUGAAGGUCUUCUUGCAGAAAAACUGGAGGCGCUGAUUACCCAAACUCGAGCAAAGCAGGCAGCCACGAUGAGCGAGGUGGAGUGGAGAGGAAGAACUGUUCCAGUGAAGAUAGACAAAGUGAGGAUCUUCUUGCUGGGGCUGGCCGACAACGAAGCAGCAAUUGUUCAGGCAGAAAAUGAGGAGACAAAGGAACGUUUGUUUGAAUCUUUACUCAGUGAGUGUAGAGAUGCCAUUCAGGCUGUUCGGGAAGAUCUGAAACCAGACCAGAAGCAGCGGGAACACUCUCUGGAAAAUGAUUCUGGGAAGGUGUCCAACAUCCAGUACUUACACAGUUAUUUGACUUACAUCAAGCUGUCAACAGCCAUCAAGCGCAAUGAGAGCAUGGCAAAGUCUCUGCAGAAGGCACUGCUGCAGCAGCAGCGGUCAGAGGAGGAUGGCAAGCGCACACCACGGCCUCAGGACCUGAUCCGUCUUUACGAUAUCAUUUUGCAGAACCUCGUGGAACUGACACAGCUUCCUGGCCUAGAAGAGGACAAGAACUUCCAAAAAGAGAUUGGAUUGAAGACACUUGUGUACAAAGCUUACAGGUGUUUCUUCAUAGCACAGUCCUAUGUCCUGGUAAAGAAAUGGAGUGAAGCUCUUGUUUUAUACGAAAGGGUGCUGAAAUAUGCCCGUGAAGUUCAGUCAGGAGCUGGAGCUUAUACGAACAGCUUGAAGGAGCUGCCUGAUGUUCAGGAUCUGAUCACUCAAGUCAAUGCAGAGAAAUACUCCUUGCAAGCAGCAGCUAUAUUAGAUGCGAAUGAUACUCAUGAGACUGAGUCUCCAUCUCAGGUCAAGGAUGGCAAGCCACUCUCGGAACGGUUUGAGACUUUCUGUCUGGAUCCUUCUCUUGUCAGCAAGCAAGUCAGCCUCGUGCACUUCCCUCCGGGCUUCCAGCCCAUUCCAUGCAAACCCUUGUUCUUUGACCUGGCCCUUAAUCAUGUUGCUUUCCCACCUCUGGAGGACAAGGUGGAGCAGAAGGCCAAGAGUGGUCUCACAGGAUAUAUAAAGGGCAUCUUUGGAUUCAAAAGUUAACCAGGACCCCCUGAGGAACAGAGGUUUUAUUCUGUAUUGAAGGAGAAGCUCCAAGAGGUUCUAGGACACAAAUAUCUGCACCUGGGAAAAGAGGGAAGUUUUACCAUCUUCUUCCCUGUGUUCUGUGUAUAUGUCUGUGCACUUACAUUCUCUCCCAGUGUAUUAAAGACAAACAUCUAUUCAGAAACAUAUGUACACUAUAAAUAGCUGAAAAUAAUCUGGAGCACAGAGAAAUUCCAUUCUGCUUGGAGAAGUUGGAGCUUGCUUUGUGACCAGUGGCCUGUUCAGGGCCGGUACACAUCUACUUGCCAUGGACCAGGGCAGAGGUACAAUUCGAUUCCUCCCUCCGCCCCAUUAUUUGACACUGUAAUUUGGUAUUUUGGUCUAGAAAUCUGGGUGUGAUGGGGAAACAGAGGCAAAAGUAGAUGCAGAACUAAACCAGCAAGGUGAGGCUGCCUACACGAAGGCUAUGAAACAGUAGCCAAGGGGGCUAACUUCUCCUUCCCUUUUGACUCCCAGAAGUCUCUAUUUUUUAAAAAUGUAACACUCAGAAAUGACAAAACAGAGCCUCUUAUCGAUAAGGAUGGCAAAUACCUUACCAAAUGUUAAUGGUUCCCCCAGCUGCGGUGGAGUAUAACCUGAAUUUGUAUUCUGGGCCAAUAGGAUCCUUCUUUAUUGAUACACGUUUUGUUAAAUACCUAAAUACAGUAUAGAACCUAUUCCUACAAGGCUUUUCCUGGGAAACUAGCUUCAUGGGUGGCUUUAGAAAUAGCUACUUGCUUUUCAUGGGAAGUUGGGUCUCUCAAUGUUUGUUUUGUCUCUGUUCUAAACCUUGCCUGAAAACAAGAUGAUCUUUUUCUGGAGCUCAUUUGUUGCUUUUUUCCUCAUCCUCGGUCAGUAGAUACACCUGAAAUGAGGAAUAAGCAACAGGAGACCAGUCGGUUCUUGAGUGAUACAUCUUCUCUGUCAUGCCA